This is a messenger RNA of Ictalurus punctatus (channel catfish), 898 nucleotides long. RefSeq names its product troponin I, skeletal, slow c (gene tnni1c). The record is from RefSeq and is marked provisional. Lineage: Eukaryota; Metazoa; Chordata; Actinopteri; Siluriformes; Ictaluridae. Gene Ontology annotation, biological process: muscle contraction. Gene Ontology annotation, cellular component: troponin complex.
AUAAAACCCAUUGUUUCUGAGCUCUGAGCUUCCAGUCUCCUCUGAAGCAUCUUCCAUCAGCAGAUUUGCACGAUGGCCGACGACAGUGAUGCUCCCAGACCGAUGGCCCCUCGGGCGAAUGUGAAGCCCAAGUGUAAGAUCUCAGCCUCGAGGAAACUCUCGCUGAAGAUCCUGCUCCUGCAGAGGGCGAUGGAUGAUUUGGAGCAGGAGAAAAACACACGUGAUGAGGAGAAGGUGCGCUACCUGGGCGAGAAACUCCCAUCUCUGCAGUUUUCCGGUCUCGCCAUGGACGAGCUCCAGAAACUAUGUCGACAGCUUCAUGCUAAAAUUGACGUGGUGGAUGAGGAGAGAUACGACUUUGAAGCUAAAGUCAACAAGAACAAUAAAGAAAUUCACGAGUUGAAGCUGAAGGUGCAGGAUCUCGGGGGUAAAUUUAAGAAACCGGCUCUGAGGAAGGUUCGAGUGUCGGCCGAUGAGAUGAUGAGAGCUUUACUCGGCUCCAAACACAAAGGCUCCAUGGACCUCAGAGCUAACCUCAAGUCUGUCAAGAAAGAGGACAUUAAACAGGAGAAGGUGCUGACCAGCGAGGUGGGAGACUGGCGUAAGAACGUGGAGGCCAUGUCGGGGAUGGAAGGCAGGAAGAAGAUGUUCGAUGCUGCUGGUGGAGGACAGUGAACAGGACAUUACUGUAUAUAAACUCUGUGUGUGUGUGUGUGUGUGUGUGUGUGUGUGUGUGUGUGUGUGUGUGUGUUCAACACUGAGAAAAAUUCUGAAAGUAAAAUGAUUUGUUACAUUAGUGUUAUGUGGUGUGUGUUAUCAUCGACCACGCCCCGCAUCAUCUCACUGCAAUUUUUAUGGCUGGAUUUUAUGAUAACGUCUAAAAUAUAAACAUUUUUCA